This is a messenger RNA of Meriones unguiculatus (Mongolian gerbil), 3351 nucleotides long. It is a transcript of the gene Abcb9, whose product is annotated as ATP binding cassette subfamily B member 9. The record is from RefSeq and is a predicted model, not a curated record. Lineage: Eukaryota; Metazoa; Chordata; Mammalia; Rodentia; Muridae. Gene Ontology annotation, molecular function: ATP hydrolysis activity; ABC-type oligopeptide transporter activity; ATP binding. The transcript has 12 exons. The coding region runs from base 255 to 2543 and encodes 762 amino acids. Gene Ontology annotation, cellular component: lysosomal membrane. Gene Ontology annotation, biological process: peptide transport; transmembrane transport.
CCGCCUGUCAGCGGGCGGCUGGGCUGGGCUCCGACCUUGUAGCGGCACAGCGCCGGCGGCGUGCGGAGCGGAGCGCGGCGCGGGCUCGGUGAGAGGCGGGAUCCUGCGCCCCUGCGUGGGGGCCACGGCGUGUCCCCCUCCCACGGCCCACCUGGUGGCAGGUGGCAGGUAUGGCCUUGCCCAGCAGUCAGUGAUGGCCUUGCUCCGGUGAGCGAAAGCCUGACCCCAUCACCUGCCUGUCACCAGCCAGCAGGAUGCGGCUGUGGAAGGCGGUGGUCGUGACACUGGCCUUCGUGAGCAUGGACGUCGGCGUGACCACGGCCAUCUAUGCCUUCAGCCACCUGGACCGAAGCCUGCUGGAGGACAUUCGACACUUCAACAUCUUCGACUCGGUGCUGGACCUCUGGGCUGCUUGCCUCUAUCGCAGCUGCCUGCUGCUGGGGGCUACCAUUGGUGUGGCCAAGAACAGUGCUCUGGGGCCAAGGCGCCUGCGGGCCUCAUGGCUGGUCAUUACCCUCGUGUGCCUCUUUGUGGGCAUCUAUGCCAUGGCCAAACUGCUACUCUUCUCAGAGGUGCGCAGGCCCAUCCGGGACCCGUGGUUCUGGGCGCUCUUCGUGUGGACCUACAUCUCGCUGGCCGCCUCCUUCCUGCUGUGGGGGCUGCUGGCCACUGUGCGGCCUGACGCCGAGGCUCUGGAGCCUGGGCACGAGGGCUUCCACGGGGAGGGCGGGGCCCCUGCUGAGCAGGCAUCGGGGGCCACACUGCAGAAGCUGCUGUCCUACACCAAGCCUGACGUGGCCUUCCUGGUAGCUGCCUCCUUCUUCCUCAUCGUAGCGGCGCUGGGGGAGACCUUCCUGCCCUACUACACAGGCCGGGCCAUCGACAGCAUCGUGAUCCAGAAGAGCAUGGACCAGUUCAGCAGAGCCGUGGUUGUCGUGUGCCUUCUGGCCAUCGGCAGCUCAUUGGCCGCAGGUAUUCGGGGCGGCAUUUUCACCCUCGUAUUUGCCAGACUGAACAUUCGCCUCCGGAACUGUCUCUUCCGCUCACUGGUAUCGCAGGAGACAAGCUUCUUUGAUGAGAACCGCACAGGGGACCUCAUCUCCCGCCUCACCUCUGACACUACCAUGGUCAGCGACCUGGUCUCCCAGAACAUCAACAUCUUCCUGCGGAACACGGUCAAGGUCACGGGCGUGGUGGUCUUCAUGUUCAGCCUCUCCUGGCAGCUCUCCCUGGUCACCUUCAUGGGCUUCCCCAUCAUCAUGAUGGUGUCCGACAUCUACGGCAAGUACUACAAGAGGCUCUCCAAGGAGGUCCAGAGCGCCCUGGCCAGAGCCAGCACCACGGCGGAGGAGACCAUCAGUGCCAUGAAGACCGUGCGCAGCUUCGCCAACGAGGAAGAGGAGGCAGAAGUGUUCCUGAGAAAGCUGCAGCAGGUGUACAAGCUGAACAGGAAGGAAGCGGCGGCUUACAUGUCCUACGUCUGGGGCAGCGGGCUCACACUCCUGGUGGUCCAGGUCAGCAUCCUCUACUACGGGGGCCACCUCGUCAUCUCGGGGCAGAUGAGCAGUGGCAACCUCAUUGCCUUCAUCAUCUACGAGUUUGUCCUGGGAGACUGCAUGGAGUCGGUGGGCUCCGUCUACAGCGGCCUGAUGCAGGGAGUGGGAGCUGCGGAGAAAGUGUUCGAGUUCAUCGACCGGCAGCCAACCAUGGUGCAUGAUGGAAGCUUGGCCCCUGAGCACCUGGAGGGCCGGGUGGACUUUGAGAAUGUCACCUUCACCUACCGCACUCGGCCCCACACGCAGGUCCUCCAGAAUGUCUCCUUCAGCCUGUCCCCAGGCAAAGUGACGGCCCUGGUGGGGCCCUCAGGCAGUGGGAAGAGCUCCUGUGUGAACAUCCUGGAGAACUUCUACCCCCUCCAGGGAGGCCGCGUGCUGCUGGACGGCAAGCCCAUCGGCGCCUAUGACCACAAGUACCUGCACCGCGUGAUCUCCCUGGUAAGCCAGGAGCCUGUGCUGUUUGCCCGCUCCAUCACAGACAACAUCUCCUAUGGCCUGCCCACCGUGCCCUUCGAGAUGGUGGUAGAGGCUGCGCAGAAGGCCAAUGCCCACGGCUUCAUCAUGGAGCUGCAGGACGGGUACAGCACAGAGACCGGGGAGAAGGGAGCCCAGCUGUCAGGUGGCCAGAAGCAACGGGUGGCCAUGGCACGUGCCCUAGUGCGGAACCCACCUGUGCUCAUCCUGGAUGAAGCCACCAGUGCCCUGGAUGCAGAGAGCGAAUACCUGAUCCAGCAGGCCAUCCACGGCAACCUGCAGAGACACACAGUGCUGAUCAUUGCACACCGGCUGAGCACCGUAGAGCGGGCGCACCUCAUUGUGGUACUAGACAAGGGCCGCGUGGUGCAGCAGGGCACACACCAGCAGCUGUUGGCACAGGGUGGCCUCUACGCCAAGCUGGUGCAGCGUCAGAUGUUGGGGCUGGAGCACCCCUCAGACUACACAGCUGGCCACAAGGAGCCGCCCAGCAACAGUGAACACAAGGCCUGAGAGCCAGGCUGGCCUGACAGCGGCCGGCCGCAGCACUGGAAGCGUCCUGCCACGCCCCACUCUUGCUUCCUGCAUAUUGCCUCCUUCCAUCUGCUCCCCAGGCACCAUGGGCUGCCAUGGGCUACCCCUCCUCCAGUCUCCCUUCUUGGCUCCUCCAGGCCUGCCAAGGUAGAGCAGCCUUUUUAAACCAAGUCACCAGGGUUUUUACUGCUGGGUUCAGUGCACUCCAGUCAACUCCUAGAUUUCAAAAACUCUUUUCUUUUGGGGACUGGCACUGAGCAAGCUCACUGAUAUGUUCUCAAGACCUCUGAGCCAGGAGUGCACGACCCUUUCCAACCACCUGGAGGAUGUCUGGAAGAGAACUAAGCACUACCCUUUGCCCCUCUGGAGAAGCGGCUUUCCUGUCCCCUAGGGGGACACAAGGUCUGGCCUUCCAUCCUUCCAGUCUCCCUGCUCUGUGAGUCAGGCCAGGGGUGGGCAAGGGAGUGGAGGUGGCUGACUGCCCAUCACCCCCCUGCCAAUCAAAGCCAGUCUCACUGUGAACCACCGGAACCUCAGAAGAGGGGCUGGCCAGGCCUGGCGGGCCUCGGGGUGCCUCCAGCCCCACACCCAGCACUUGAGCCCUUCAUCCUUUCCCCUGGCUGGCACCCUUCCUCCCUGUCCACCCCUGCUACUCUGCAGAGGUCCCUUGUUUUUUGUGAGAUGUUCUCAGAUUGGUGGAGGGAGACCAAGGCAAUGGCCAGGGUCUGGCUUUGUCCUGGUCUCAAGAUGUGGGGAGAACUGGGUCAAUAAAGUGUACUACCUCUGA